AUGUCCAAGGCGACGGAGACGGCGGGCUUGGGUAAGGAUCCCGAGGCGGCCAGGCCUGCGAACUCGGUGCUUAAGGAGGCCACGGCGGAGUGCUCGCGCAAGCAGGAGGCCUUGGACAGGGCCGCCCGCUCGGUCGAGCAUGCCAAGCUGCAGCUGGAGAAGGCGAACGCGGCCUUCGAGAAGGCCACGGACGAGAUGGUCGAGGCUGAGUGCGCGCGCCUCCUGGCCCAGGAGCGGGUCAGCAAGCCGCCCGACAAGACGCCCGAUGGCAUCACCUUCGCUGUGGACCCCUCCUUGUUCGAGUCCUUGGACGAGUUGGAGGAUGCCGACAGGGCGGCGCUGGAGACCUUCCAGAAGCAGCUCGAGUACAUUUCGAAGCAGGCCACGGCGAAGCAGAAGGAGUUUCAGGCGCUCCUCGACCAGGCGAAGAACGCCCACCGAGAGGCCGCGACCAAGCGGCGCCGCCGUAAUGAGGACGGUGGCGCGGUCCGAGGCGAAGGGGGCGCUGGAGGGCUGCCUGCGGCGCAGCCGCCGCCAGGCGGAGCUGCGCCCACUUCGCCCAGCCAGGCGCCCAGCUCCUCGGCCGUCUUCUCGGAAGAGGUGCGCAGGGACAUGCGCGUCAAGUUCGCCGCCAACUCGGAGGCCCAGGCCAAGGAGGCCAAGGGCUUGGGCAAGGGUGGCGGCGCCUCCGCUGAUGGCUCGCUCACAAUUCUCUUCGGCAACAUCGCGGAGUGGGGGCCGCAGGCUGCGCGCUUCCUUUCGCGUGAGUCUGAGCGCAGCGUUGUGGGCUUCUGCGAGACGCACAAGGGUGAGUUCGACAUGCCUGACAUCUGCGCAGGGUUGGACAAGGAUGGCUGGAGGCUCGCCCAUACGGCUGCGCGCCCUUCGGGCAAGUCGGAGAGCGGGCCCUCUGGCGGGGAGUGGAUCCUAACGAAGAAGCAUAUUGCGGCGACGAGCUUUGAGAGUGCUCGCCGCGCGUCUGCGAAUGCUGGAAGGCUGGCCCCCUGCCGCGGGUUCGCGCCGAUCGCGCUGCGCACCAAGGCGGGCAACCUGGUUUUUAUCUCCGCAUGCCUUUUGCCAGGCCUGGGAGUGAAAGGAUGGAAUAAUGGCGCGCUGGUGGCAUUGGGGGCCUUUGUUCGGUCCCUGGCGGACCCGUAUCUGAUCAUGGCGGACUGGAUCAUCGAGCCAGGCCCCUUUCGCAGCCGCAGGUGGUACCGACACCUGGCGCUGCCGCUUCCGCUGCCGCCCUGUGAGCGCCCUCGAGCACUUCCUGAUCCUGAGAGCAAGACUGCGAAGAAGAAGGAGGCAGCCAGGCAGCGCAGACGCCAAGAGCUGCCUUCAGAGUUCCACGAUGCCUUCGAGGAACUGCAUCCUCCAGCGGAGCUGCCUGUUGAGAAGGCGGCGCUUCAUGUGCCCGGUGAGAUCUGGGAGGAGGCCGAGGCUCAGGCACGCUGGGAAGGAGUUCAUGCACUUCACAACUGUGAUCCCUCCGAGGUGUCUGGCCGUCAUGCCCCCUUCGAUCGGGCCCACCAUUACACCUUCGAGUGGCAAGCGGCAGGCCGCACCUCUCUGGAUGAGCAGCACGCGCAUUGGAUUACGGUUAUGGAGAGGGCGGUUCUAUUACAUGAGAAAGUGGACUCAGACAAAUGGUACAAGUAUUCGGGCCGCGCGGGAGGCCCUUCUUGUUGCUGGAAGCUUGUGCGUGCUACACCUGGGCGUGCCCACGUGCGGAACGAGCAGACUGAAUGGUGGGGGCAGACGAGCACGGUUGUCAUUCGCUACGUCGUGCUCAGGAACAACGCGCCUGACCCCCACCAAGCCGCCCAGCGCGCUGAUUGCGCGCGCAAAUUGAUCGAGCAGCUGGACGGGGUGGACGACGUGAUCUACUUCGGCAAGCAGCAGGACCCCCUGGAGAUCUUCGCCUGGAAAGGUAUGGUCGCAAACCUGGAUCUGGCACCCGUUCAGCCCUUGCCUGAGGUGCUCGAGAGAAUACGCAGGUGGACCGACCUCUCGAACGAAAGGGCCAUGAUGGCCCCCAGGUCUCAGUUCAUGAGAUGGGCCCAGGAUAUGUGGGCCACCAAACCAGGGGCCUUUCACAGGCAUGUCAAGCCUGCCGCGGCCCCUGUUUGGGAGAGUAAGGACCCCUCAGGCACCGUCACUUCCGAUUGCCAAGAGAUGUUGCAAGGCCUGGCUGCCGAGUGGACGGCGAUGUGGACCGACCCAGUGGACCAGCCGAAGCAAAUGUGUGAUAUGAUGCGGAAAUGUUUGGAUGCUGCGCGGGUUGACCCGCUUCCUGCCAUUACCUUGCUGGAUCUGGAUAUGGCCCUGCCCAGGAUACCUGCGGGCAAGACGAAAG
Messenger RNA from Prorocentrum cordatum, 2356 nucleotides. The record is from the annotation of a GenBank genome assembly. Lineage: Eukaryota; Dinophyceae; Prorocentrales; Prorocentraceae.